AUGAAACCUGAUGGUGCGAGUGGUGAUGCUUUUGUAAAAGAGGGCUUUUCAAAUUGGAAAAAGAAGGAGCGAUUACAAACACAUGUUGGAAAUCAUGAUAGUGCUCAUAAUCAAGCUCGAAGAAAAUACGAAGCACUCAUGAAGCAAAAGCAACAUAUUGAAGUUGUAUUUCAAAAGCAUUCAGAUCAAGCUAAAAAAGAUUACCGAACUCACUUAACAGCAACAAUUGAGUGCAUUAGGUUCUUAUUGCGACAAGGAUUGGCUUUUCGUGGUGAUGAUGAAUCGCACAAUUCAAACAAUCAAGAUAUUGUUAGAGCUGCUGCAAGUGAAACUACUAAAGUUAUUAUUGAUGAUCUUGGAGAUGAUUUAUUUGCUAUUUUAGUUGAUGAAGCUCGAGACAUUUUUGUUAAAGAGCAAAUGGCUGUUUGUUUGCGGUAUGUGAAUAAAGAAUGGAUUGUAAUGGAGCGAUUUCUUGGCCUUGUCCAUGUUUCUAGCACAAAUGCGUUGUCGUUAAAAGUAGCUUUGGAAUCUUUAUUAGCAAAGCAUAGUUUAAGCUUAGCAAGAAUACGUGGACAAGGUUAUGAUGGAGCUAGUAAUAUGCAGGGAGAAUUUAAUGGCUUAAAAAGUUUGAUCUUGAAAGAAAAUACUUGUGCUUUUUAUGUUCAUUGUUUUUCUCACCAACUUCAAUUAGCACUUGUGGUUGUUGCAAAGAAACAGGUUGAAAUUGCACUACUUUUUAAUUUGCUUGCUAGUUUGUGCAAUAUUGUUGGAGCUUCUUGUAAACGUAAAGACAUGCUUCGUGAAAAUCAAAUGCAAAAGACAAUUGUUGCAUUACAAAACGGAGAUGUUUCUAGUGGGCGUGGCUUAAAUCAAGAAACAACAUUGAAAAGGACAGGAGUUACUAAUGAGUUGUCUCAAGCUCUACAAAAAAGUGAUCAAGACAUUAUAAAUGCUAUGACAUUGGUUAAAGUGUCCAAGCAACGAUUGCAAAGUAUAAGAGACGAUGGUUGGUCCUCUUUGCUCAAUGAAGUUUCACUAUUUUGUGAUAGUCACAAUAUUCUUGUUCGAAAUAUGAAUGACAUAUUUGAGAAGUUGCUUCGUUUAGCUGAAUUUUAUCCACAUGAAUUCUCUUCUACUCAACUUUUGGCACUUGAUAGUCAACUUGAGAAUUUUAUAUUGGAUAUGCGUCUUGAUGAUCAAUUCUCAAAUAUAAAUGGAACCAGUGGACUAUCUCAAAAAUUAGUUGAGACAAAAAAGCAUGUUGUUUAUCCAUUGGUGUUUCUUCUAUUGAAAUUAGCUUUGAUUCUACCUGUGGCAACGGCAUCAGUUGAGAGAACAUUUUCUGCUAUGAAUAUCAUAAAGAGUCGACUUCGUAAUCGAAUGGGAGAUGAGUGGUUGAAUGAUUGUUUGGUUACAUAUAUAGAAAGAGAGACAUUCAAUCAAGUUGAUAAUGAAACAAUUAUUCAACAUUUUCAAAAUAUGAAAACAAGAAGAGAAGUACCUUCAAGAUUUGAAGCUAAGAAAGUUAGCGGCUAA
Molecule: messenger RNA, 1536 nt
Organism: Arachis stenosperma
Lineage: Eukaryota; Viridiplantae; Streptophyta; Magnoliopsida; Fabales; Fabaceae
Exons: 4
Coding region: 1-1536 (511 amino acids)
Molecular function (GO): protein dimerization activity
Source: RefSeq, a predicted model, not a curated record